AUGCUGCUACUCCACUGGAUGGCAUCUGAAUAUCAUCAGAAUCUGAUGUAUCUUACUAUAAACAUCAAGGAUCCUCAAUCACUCGACACCGUUUUCAAUCUACCAUAUGAAAUCGUAAACUCUGAUGUGGAACGAACCGGCAGACUUUCCAAUAAUACAACUAUUUCAUUGCAAGGAAAUAUCGAUAUCAAGAGAAACGAUGGAAUGACUGGAACUAUUAAGCUUGAAUGGAGACUGAAUGAAUUGUUACUGAAAAUGGUGAUUACUAGAAUUCAGUAA
Messenger RNA from Caenorhabditis remanei, 279 nucleotides. RefSeq lists its product as uncharacterized. The record is from RefSeq and is a predicted model, not a curated record. NCBI's taxonomy places the organism in Eukaryota, Metazoa, Nematoda, Chromadorea, Rhabditida, Rhabditidae. The transcript has 2 exons. Bases 1 to 279 code for a protein of 92 amino acids.